Molecule: messenger RNA, 369 nt
Organism: Prunus avium (sweet cherry)
Lineage: Eukaryota; Viridiplantae; Streptophyta; Magnoliopsida; Rosales; Rosaceae
Source: RefSeq, a predicted model, not a curated record
AUGACAGAAGCACCAUUUCCAAACAAGAAAAACGACACUGAGAUCACAGUGAAGGAGCAAUAUGGUGGAGAUUCUGAUGACAAAGAAAUUGUGCAACUGCAAAUUGAGGGAAGAGACUUGUCUUUGGUAGAUGGGACAUAUGAUAAGCCUCUUGCAUGCUUUGGUUGUGGCAUUGGAUGGUUCUCGUUUCUCUUGGGAUUUGCUUUUCCACCACUAUGGUAUUAUGCUACUGUGCUUUAUUUUGGAAAUUAUCUUAAAGGCCCCAGAGAGCGACCUGGCCUUGCAGCAUCAGCAAUUGCAGCUUUAAUUUGCUCGGUCAUUGUCUUGGUUACUCUGCUUGCUGUUUUCUGGUAGCAGAUGCUACCAAGU